AUGGCCAUGUUGUACCUCUUGUCGCUUUGCGCAGCGGCGGCUUCUCCAGCUCUCGCGUGGAGUCCAGGAUGGAAUGGAUGGGGUUCACAGUCUUGGGAUUGGAAUCACCAUUGCUCGAAUCCAAACACUGGGCCAACUACAACUUCACCGGCAACUUGCUCGGCCACGCGCACAACUGCGUACAGCCAGUUCUCGUAUACAGUCCUGACCACAACGAGAUAUGCCACAGCUAUUCCAUCGCCGCUGCAACUUACAACGACAUAUGCGCCUCCGUUUAGCCAAGUGUCAAGCCUCCUGCCUCCGAGCCCUACUUACACCACGUAUUCUCUCGACCGAAAUGCUACGAGUGUUCAAGACGGUCGUUAUGGACAAGGUGCUUACGCAAGACUGUGGGCGCCAUUGAGCUAUAAUACCAGCAUCCCUUUCACGACUACCGUCUCGCCCACGCCGGUGGCUAGCAGUGAGCUCGUAUAUCCACCGGCGCUAUACACCGCCUGCCCGCAGCAAGCAGACACCUGCGUUGACUGUUAUAAGCUGCCGAAAGAUUUCAUUUGGGGCGUGGCAGGAAGUGCCUUCCAGAUCGAGGGAGGACUAACAGAAGACGGACGAGGGCCCAGUCAGCUUGAUCUAUUUGGAUCGCUACCAAAUACUGCAGACGAGGCCAAUGCUGUGGUCGCGGACAUGAAUUACUGGUUGUACAAGCAAGACAUUGCUCGUCUAGCAGCGGUUGGCAUGCCAUACUACUCAUUCUCAAUCUCCUGGACAAGAGUCGUACCGUUUGGCGAAGCCGGCAGCCCUAUCAACACAGCUGCCCUCGAGCACUAUGACGAUUUGAUCAACACUUGUAUCGAAUACGGGAUCAAACCUAUCGUCACCCUCUCUCACAAUGACUCGCCUCUGAAUGUGACAUUCCAGAACCCGGCGUUCCCAGAUGCUUUUCUUUACUAUGCGAAACAUGUCAUGACCCGCUACAGCGAUCGUGUAUCGGCGUGGGUGACCCUCAAUGAGCCCAAUAUCAAUUUCGGGUCGGACUACUACGCUGUCCCAAACAUCUUACUUGGGCAUGCCAAAGUUUACCACUGGUACAAGGAGACAUUGAAGGGCACCGGCCAAGUCACGAUCAAGUUCGCCAACAACCUUGCCACGCCCCUCGAUAGCUCGAAUCCCGACGACACUCGAGCGGCACUGCGCUACCAAGAUUACAUCUUAGGCAUCAUAGGCAAUCCGAUAUUUCUGGGACAACAGUACCCCGCGGAAGUGCUCAACACGAAAGGAAUCAACUUGACUGCUUUGACUGAUGAGGAGCUAUCGUACAUAAAUGGAACUUCCGAUUUCUGGUCCUUUGAUCCAUAUACAGCAGGCUUUGCUACCAGUCCACCGAAUGGCAUUGAUGCUUGCGCCCAAAAUACGAGCGAUCCACUUUGGCCCACUUGCGUCGUUAACACGAAUGUCCAGCAAGACGGCUGGCUCAACGGGCAAGGCUCGUUUGCAUACGCCUACCUCGCGCCUCAGUACGUUCGUCAGCAACUGGGAUAUGUGUGGAAUGUCUUUCGACCAAGCGGCGUUCUCAUCGCCGAAUAUGGGUUCAACCCCUUCAUGGAAAACGCAAAAACUCUCGUCGCUCAGCAAUACGAUCUUGAGCGGACGCUGUAUUAUGAAGCAUUCCUCCGAGAGACCCUCAAGAGCAUCUACGAAGACGGCGUCAACGUGAUAGGAGCUCUUGCGUGGAGUUUCGUGGACAACGACGAGUUCACAUCCUACUAUCAGCAGUACGGGCUUCAGCAUGUGAAUCGAACGGAUGGACGACUUACUCGAUCGUACAAGAGAAGCAUAUUCGACUAUGUCGACCUCUUCCACAGGUACGUGGAGAACUAG
Zasmidium cellare ATCC 36951 is the source of this 1875-nucleotide messenger RNA. RefSeq names its product glycoside hydrolase family 1 protein. The coding region runs from base 1 to 1875 and encodes 624 amino acids. Gene Ontology annotation, molecular function: beta-glucosidase activity. The record is from RefSeq and is a predicted model, not a curated record. Gene Ontology annotation, biological process: carbohydrate metabolic process. Lineage: Eukaryota; Fungi; Ascomycota; Dothideomycetes; Mycosphaerellales; Mycosphaerellaceae. The transcript is spliced from 8 exons.